CUACUCUCUCUAUUGUUUUAGUGUUAGCAAACCCCCGGACUACCACUGCCGCAAUGUUGAAAACGGAACAGGAAGCGUUAGUUAACCACGGGGGCCUGAAGGGGAUCAUAAUGUGUCGAUAUCGCGCCAAAUGUGCUCUAAUCUUCCUCCUCCUCGCAACCUCUGGUCUCAUGUUCCUGCUGCGCAACAUUCUCACUCUGGUUAGUCUGGGCUGGCAGAACAGCAACCGCGCAGCCUUCGCCCAGAUGAGGCCCGCCCCUCCGUACCAAACCCACACCUUCUGCAGCCACCUGGGCCUGGAGCCCACCCCCGACGAAGCCCUGGAGGAUCGCCACCUCCUCAAAGCCAUCGCCUGGCCCAAGCUCCCCGCCCGCCCCGCCCCUGUGCCCCUUAACCAGACCAGCGACCCCGUGCACAGCCUGCUCACCGUCCUGCCCUCAAAGGGCCAGAAGGAGUGGCAUGUUGGGGACCAGCUGGAGGCCCUGGUCCACAUGCACGACUUCCAGGGCAGUCCCAAGCGCCACGGCGGGGACUUCCUGGUGGCCCGGCUGCACUCCCCGGUGAUGGGGGCCGGGGUGGCGGGCAAGGUUGUGGAUCACCUCAACGGCUCCUACUCGGCACUGUUCCCCCUGCUGUGGGGGGGUCCGGCCCAGGUGCAGAUCACCAUGGUGCACUCCAGCGAGGCUGUGGCCGUGCUGCAGCGGCUCCGCGAGGAGCGGCCCAACCGGGUCUUCUUCAAGAGUCUGUUCCGCUCGGGCGAGCUGCCACCCAACUACCCGCAGCAAACCAUGUGCAACUACACAAACCUCCACACGGGGGAGCCCUGGUACUGCUUGAAGCCUGAGCUGCUGAGCUGUGACACCAGGAUCAACCACGCCAUGGGGGGCUACGAGAAUCCCCUCUUCACCAACCAAGAAGCGCUGCUAUUUCAGAGCCGUAUAAACAUCAAAGUUAUCAUCCCUACGUCAGGACCAGAUCUUAUGGAGGAGUUAGAAAGCAGCACCAUCAAAGCAGAGCCGGACAAGUGCACCCCUUCUGGCUAUUACUACCAAGGCACUUGGAGGCCCCUCUGUGGAACUUCUGUUCGCCAGUUUAACGACUCCUCGUCCAUCACGCAGUGCCUUACUGGCAAGGUGAUCCAUAUGUACGGAGACUCCACGAUGAGGCAGUGGUUUGAGUACCUCAGCGCUUUCAUACCAGAUUUCAACCUGCACCGUUCAAAGAACGUGGGCCCCUUGAUGGCGUUGGACUUUAAAAACAACAUCCUGAUGAACUACCGCUGCCACGGUCCGCCCAUCAGAAUCCUCCCUGUCAGCACCAGCGAGCUACGCUACGUCGCCGAUGAGCUGGACGGCCUGGCCGGAGGCCCCGACACCGUGGUGGUCUUCAGCAUCUGGGCCCACUUCACAUCUUUCCCCAUUGAGGUCUACAUUCGCUGCAUGCGGCACAUCCGCCAGGCGCUAGUACGGCUCCUGGACCGGGGCCCCGGAACCCUCGUGAUAAUCCGCUCGGCCAACUUUGUGGCCAUGGACCAGACGACAAGCAAGCACAGCAGCGACUGGUACUCGCUGCAGAUCGACACGGUUCUCAGGACCAUGUUCAAGGGCCUGGGUGUUGUGUUUGUGGAUGCCUGGGAGAUGACCUUAGCCCAUAAUAGCCCCCACAACAUCCACCCGCCCCCGCAGAUAAUCAAGAACAUGGUGAAUCUCAUCCUGUCUCAUGUGUGCCCUGACAAGAAGAAGAGCGAAUGGAAAACAAAGAAGGGGGGGGGGAGAAGUUGAUUCAGAUUCAUGUGAUUGGGGAGCAGGUUGGCGUUAAGCACCUUGCUAAAGGAUGCCUGGAGGUAGUCUCAGGACUUUGGAGAUCGAACCCAGUAUCUAUCGACACCCUAGCCAUUACGGUUUGGCCCCCCAGCUGACAAACUGAUUGU
Messenger RNA from Gadus macrocephalus (Pacific cod), 1930 nucleotides. RefSeq names its product NXPE family member 3-like. NCBI's taxonomy places the organism in Eukaryota, Metazoa, Chordata, Actinopteri, Gadiformes, Gadidae. The transcript is spliced from 5 exons. The record is from RefSeq and is a predicted model, not a curated record. The coding region runs from base 54 to 1781 and encodes 575 amino acids.